Messenger RNA from Guyanagaster necrorhizus, 537 nucleotides. RefSeq lists its product as uncharacterized. Bases 1 to 537 code for a protein of 178 amino acids. NCBI's taxonomy places the organism in Eukaryota, Fungi, Basidiomycota, Agaricomycetes, Agaricales, Physalacriaceae. The record is from RefSeq and is a predicted model, not a curated record. The transcript is spliced from 4 exons.
AUGCACCGAAACCUCACAAAGCGAAAACGAUGGAACCAUGUCGAGGUGUUCUCAGGCCAAACGGAUGCAGCGGUGCAAAACUACAAUGGCAAGCUACCAACCAGCUACAGCGAUGUCCCCGAAUCCUGCCCUAAGGUGGAUGUGACACUGAUGCGUCUUCCGACUCCGGAGGGUCAGAGAAAGAUUAUAGAAAGCCUAAUGGACGUGACUCCCGACCAUUCUGUAAAGAACUCUCUCAUUGCGCCCCUGUUAAGUUCUAGAGAGAAGGCAAGCCAGAUAAACAUCGAAACCAAAGUGGCAGGAUGCCAAGUUCAGGAGCCGGCACGGGUCGCCGGAAAAUUUGGGAUGACGGAGGAAGGAGGAAGGGAUGGAAGAAAGGCCGCAAAUCGAGCUUUAUGUCAUACUAAUGUACAGACCAGGAAGCCAGUUCUUAAUCUUAGUGGCAAUGUGACGUCGAGAGGGUAUUUGUUCUCUAACGAUCUUGUUGAUGGUACAUCCAUGGUUGCACUGCCAACGGAAUUCCUCUUCUUGACAUAG